Tupaia belangeri chinensis (Chinese tree shrew) is the source of this 1449-nucleotide messenger RNA. RefSeq names its product single stranded DNA binding protein 2 (gene SSBP2). The transcript is spliced from 17 exons. Gene Ontology annotation, biological process: positive regulation of transcription by RNA polymerase II. Gene Ontology annotation, cellular component: nucleus. The record is from RefSeq and is a predicted model, not a curated record. Gene Ontology annotation, molecular function: protein binding; single-stranded DNA binding. Bases 120 to 1229 code for a protein of 369 amino acids. Lineage: Eukaryota; Metazoa; Chordata; Mammalia; Scandentia; Tupaiidae.
GCGUGGGGCGGCCAAUAGUGGGGGUGGCUGCGUGGGUCGCCAUGGGGACGGGGCUGUUCCCGGGGAGGCUGUGAUGGGUUGACAGGUGCGUGACAGUGGGAGCUGCUCUCGGCACAAGCAUGUACGGCAAAGGCAAGAGUAACAGCAGCGCCGUCCCGUCCGACAGCCAGGCUCGGGAGAAGUUAGCACUCUAUGUAUAUGAAUAUCUGCUCCAUGUAGGAGCUCAGAAAUCGGCCCAAACAUUUUUAUCAGAGAUAAGAUGGGAAAAAAACAUCACAUUGGGAGAACCGCCAGGAUUUUUACAUUCAUGGUGGUGUGUAUUUUGGGAUCUCUACUGUGCAGCUCCAGAGAGACGGGAAACAUGUGAACACUCAAGCGAAGCAAAAGCGUUCCAUGAUUAUAGUGCUGCUGCAGCUCCCAGCCCAGUGCUAGGAAACAUUCCCCCAGGAGAUGGCAUGCCAGUAGGUCCUGUACCACCAGGGUUCUUUCAGCCUUUUAUGUCACCUCGGUACCCCGGCGGUCCAAGGCCCCCAUUGAGGAUACCUAAUCAGGCACUUGGAGGUGUCCCAGGAAGUCAGCCAUUACUCCCCAGUGGAAUGGACCCAACUCGACAACAAGGACAUCCAAAUAUGGGUGGGCCAAUGCAGAGAAUGACUCCUCCAAGAGGAAUGGUGCCCUUAGGACCUCAGUCUGACCCUUGGUUAUCAUUACAGAACUAUGGAGGUGCAAUGAGACCCCCACUGAAUGCUUUAGGUGGCCCUGGAAUGCCUGGAAUGAACAUGGGUCCAGGUGGUGGUAGACCUUGGCCAAACCCAACAAAUGCCAAUUCAAUACCAUACUCCUCAGCAUCUCCUGGGAAUUAUGUAGGUCCUCCAGGAGGUGGAGGGCCACCAGGAACACCCAUCAUGCCUAGUCCAGCAGAUUCAACCAACUCUGGAGAUAAUAUGUAUACUUUAAUGAAUGCAGUACCUCCUGGACCUAAUAGACCUAAUUUUCCAAUGGGCCCUGGAUCAGAUGGCCCCAUGGGUGGAUUAGGAGGGAUGGAGUCACAUCACAUGAAUGGCUCUUUAGGCUCAGGAGAUAUGGACAGUAUUUCCAAGAAUUCUCCCAAUAAUAUGAGCCUGAGUAAUCAGCCGGGCACUCCAAGGGAUGAUGGCGAAAUGGGGGGAAAUUUCUUAAAUCCUUUUCAGAGUGAGAGUUACUCCCCCAGCAUGACAAUGAGUGUGUGAUCCAUUACCAAGUCUCCUCAUGAAAACCACAGUGAGUCGGCCCUUCACAGAACUACUACGGAAGAAAAUUACUCAUCGCAGUGUACAGUUCAACAAAGGAAUCUCAGUCACACCAAACCAACCUUUUGAUUUCCUGCUCUCUCCCCUAUUUUGUGAAGAAAGCGGGUCCAAACGUGAUUCAAACAACUGUACGGAGUGGCAUAUUAGGAUUGCCCUAAAC